ACAUUCAGCGGUUUGAGCGAAGAGGAGUGCUCCGACGCGUGCGAGUGGGUCGACUCCUCGCAAAACUGCCAAACGGCGUGCUCCGAAUACACGGAGGACUGGGCGUGCGACGGCAGCUACUGCUCCUGGAGCUACGAGGACGGCGUCUGCGAGACGAGCUGCAGCAGCUUGGGCGAAGACGCGUGCGACGCGGAGCCCAUGUGCGAGUUCAUCGACUCCUGGGACAGCUGCCAAACGGCGUGCUCCCCAUUCCAAGAAGAAUGGGAGUGCAGGGAUGACUACUGCUCCUGGAGCUACGAGGACGGCGUCUGCGAGGCGGGCUGCGAGGCCAAGUACGGCGACGAGGACGAGUGCGGCGAGCACCCGCGAGGACGACGGUGUUCCUGGGACUACGACGACGAAAUCUGCGAGACGAGCUGCGAGUACAGCGACGACGACGGGUGCUGGUUCGAAGGCGGGAGCUACGACGUCGACGACGACCACCGCGACUGCUUCUCCGAGGGCUU
Molecule: messenger RNA, 506 nt
Organism: Aureococcus anophagefferens
Lineage: Eukaryota; Pelagophyceae; Pelagomonadales; Pelagomonadaceae
Exons: 3
Source: RefSeq, a predicted model, not a curated record